Actinia tenebrosa (Australian red waratah sea anemone) is the source of this 1488-nucleotide messenger RNA. RefSeq names its product kinesin light chain 1-like. The record is from RefSeq and is a predicted model, not a curated record. NCBI's taxonomy places the organism in Eukaryota, Metazoa, Cnidaria, Anthozoa, Actiniaria, Actiniidae.
AUGAAGUGUUUUGAGAGAGCAUUGGCUAUCCAAGAGAAGGCGUAUGGUCACGAUGAUCCACGUUUAGCUACUACACUGAAUGAAAUGGGAUUUUGUCACCUUGGCCUAGGACAGCAUCAAGAAGCCAUGAAGUGUUUCGAGAGAGCAUUGGCUAUCCAAGAGAAGGCGUGUGGUCACGAUGAUCCACGUUUAGCUACUACGCUAAAUGGACUGGGAUUCUGUCACCUUGUUCAAAAUCAGCAUCAAGAAGCCAUGAAGUGUUUUGAAAGAGCAUUGGCUAUACAAGAGAAGGCGUAUGGUCACGAUGAUCCACGUUUAGCUACUACGCUAAAUGGACUGGGAGUCAGUCACCGUGUUCAAAAUCAGCAUCAAGAAGCUAUGAAGUGUUUCGAGAGAGCAUUGGCUAUCCAAGAGAAGGCGUAUGUUCACGAUGAUCCACGUUUAGCUACUACGCUGAAUGAAAUGGGAUUCUGUCACCGUGAUCAAAAUCAGCAUCAAGAAGCCAUGAAGUGUUUCGAGAGAGCAUUGGCUAUCCAAGAGAAGGCGUAUGGUCACGAUGAUCCACGUUUAGCUACUACGCUGAAUGAAAUGGGAUUCUGUCACCGUGAUCUAGGACAGCAUCAAGAAGCUAUGAAAUGUUUCGAGAGAGCAUUGGCUAUCCAAGAGAAGGCGUAUGUUCACGAUGAUCCAUGUUUAUUUACUACGCUGAAUGGACUGGGAUUCUGUCACCGUGAUCAAAAUCGGCAUCAAGAAGCCAUGAAGUGUUUCGAGAGAGCAUUGGCUAUACAAGAGAAGGCGUAUGUUCACGAUGAUCCACGUUUAGCUACUACGCUGAAUGAAAUGGGAUUCUGUCACCUUGGCCUAGGACAGCAUCAAGAAGCCACGAAGUGUUUCGAGAGAGCAUUGGCUAUACAAGAGAAGGCGUAUGUUCACGAUGAUCCAUGUUUGGCUACUACGCUAAAUGGACUGGGAGUCUGUCACCUUGUUCAAAAUCAGCAUAAAGAAGCCAUGAAGUGUUUUGAAAGAGCAUUGGCUAUACAAGAGAAGGCGUAUGGUCACGAUGAUCCAAGUUUAGCUACUACGCUGAAUGAAAUGGGAUUCUGUCACCGUGAUCAAAAUCAGCAUCAAGAAACCAUGAAGUGUUUCGAGAGAGCAUUGGCUAUCCAAGAGAGGACGUAUGGUCACGAUGAUCCACUUUUAGCUACUACGAUAAUAAAUGGACUGGGAUUCUGUCACCGUGAUCAAAAUCAGCAUCAAGAAGCCAUGAAGUGUUUCGAGAGAACAUUGGCUAUCCAAAAGAAGGCGUAUGGUCACGAUGAUCCACGUUUAGCUACUACGCUGAAUGAAAUGGGAUUCUGUCACCGUCUUCAAAAUCAGCAUCAAGAAGCCAUGAAGUGUUUCGAGAGAGCAUUGGCUAUCCAAGAGAAGGCGUAUGGUCACGAUGAUCAGGCCUACCCCGGGUCAUUAAGUCGCCUUAAAUCGCCUUAA